UGGAUUUCCACACAGCCCAAGUUAAUCAACCAACAUGACUUCUUCCAUGCCUUGCCUUGUCCUACUCUUGGGCAUCGCCUGCCUCCUGCAGGCAUCGCUGACCGCGGCGGCCCCGCCGCCGCCGCCAUCGUGGGAGCUGCCGGAAUCCGAGGUGAGGUCCAGGUGGACGAGGUGGCAAACCAAGUACUCGAAGCGCUCGACCCCCGAGGAGAAGGAGAAGCGGUUCCAGGUAUUCAAGACCAACACCAACUCCAUCGGCGCUUUCGCCAGCCAGACUACGGUCAACGCCGUCGUCGGCGGGUUCGGGCCCCAGACAGUCACCACGGUCAGGGUCGGCAUGAACAGAUUCGGCGACCUCAACCCCAGCGAGGUCGCCGAGCAGUUCACCGGGUUCAACAACUCCGUCUUCACCCCGGAGCAUCCCUCCCCGCUCCCCUACGACUCAUGGAAGCCGUGCUGCGUUGACUGGCGCUCGAGCGGCGCCGUCACCGGCGUCAAGUUUCAGGGCUCUUGCUUGUCAUGCUGGGCGUUCGCGGCCGUGGCGGCCAUCGAGGGCAUGAACAAGAUCAGGACCGGCGAGCUGGUGUCGCUGUCGGAGCAGCAGCUCGUGGACUGCGACACCGGCAGCAGCGGCUGCAGCGGCGGCCGCACUGACACUGCCCUGGGCCUCGUGACCUCCCGCGGCGGGAUCACGUCAGAGGAGAGGUACCCGUACAGCGGCUUCAAGGGCACCUGCGACGUGGACAAGCUGCUGUUCGACCACCAGGCGGCCGUCAAGGGAUUCAAGGCCGUGCCGCCCAACGACGAGCGGCAGCUGGCGCUGGCCGUGGCGCGGCAGCCCGUGACGGUGUACAUCGACGCCAGCACCUGGGAGUUCCAGUUCUACUCAGGCGGCAUCUUCCGGGGGCCCUGCUCCGCCGACGCCGCGACGGUCAACCACGCCGUCACCAUUGUCGGCUACUGCGAGGAGUUCAGUGAGAAGUUCUGGAUCGCCAAGAACUCGUGGAGCAACGACUGGGGCGACCAGGGAUACAUCUACCUCGCCAAGGACGUUUUCUGGCCCACGGGCACCUGCGGGCUCGCCACCUCGCCCUUCUACCCUACAGCUUGACCCAUGCAUGCCGGCUUGCCGGUGGAGCUUUUGAAUUUGCGUGCGCGCAAUACUUGCUUACGUUUUGGUGUGCAUCGAUCGUACGGAUGGUUAAGAGUGAUCGAUGGUUGUGUGAUAUUGUUUCCCUUAUCAUUGUGAUAAUGCAAAAUAAAAUAUUUAUUGUGUUUACCUAAAAAAAAUUAAUAGUUGAGAAAUCAGUGUACUCGUUUUUUUU
Messenger RNA from Aegilops tauschii subsp. strangulata, 1325 nucleotides. RefSeq names its product ervatamin-B. Gene Ontology annotation, biological process: proteolysis. The record is from RefSeq and is a predicted model, not a curated record. NCBI's taxonomy places the organism in Eukaryota, Viridiplantae, Streptophyta, Magnoliopsida, Poales, Poaceae. Gene Ontology annotation, molecular function: cysteine-type peptidase activity.